UGUCUACCAACGGCUGGGCGUGGCUUGACCUGUCGUCACGUUGCGCGUGGAAGAGGCAACCAAGCGCCGCGCGACACGCGUCUGGACUUGACUCGCGCUUGCAGUUGCCACCUUGAUGACAAUCGCUGGGGGAAGCAGCAACAGCAGCAAGCAACAACAGCGGCUAACGUUAGAGGGGUGUGGUUGGGAUGAGUUGCGGUUCGGGUCCUCCGUUUUGAUUUUGCUGGGAGGGGAGGGGCGGUUCUUGAGUUGUUUAUGAAGUUGAUUCCAGUUUUGUUUAAAGUGAACGGUUGGCCAACCACUACCGCGGUGGUGGUGGUGGUAGUGCAGUUUAGUGGGUAACAGGCGAUGGUGGUGGAAUUGUGGUGCAGUUAAGUGGCGUAAAGGUACGGAUAUUAAGUGCUUGUUGAGCCCAUUCGUAGCUGCAGGUGGUUUGUGGUGGAACACGUGUGCGAGUGAACGCUUUUGGAUGAUGGUCGGCGCAACUGGCGUUGUGUGUCGCCUUUGCUUUGUGAUUGGGUAUCGUGGCUUGUAGUGGGAUUGUACACUCUGUUUGGAAUGGCACAGUAAUGAUCGAUUCGUCUUUGCACUUAGUGUGUUGUUGAUUGUGAUAGUUGCCAUCGUUUUGCGCGAAGCAGUUGUACAGUGUUGGGUUAUGCACAUCACUUGUGGUUGCUCUUGUUUGGAGGCGUUUGGGGGAUAGUGUUUGGUAGCUGGUUAGAGUUUGAUAAUCGUUGGUUUUCUUGUAGUGAAAAUUGGUGCUUUAAAAAAAAAUCUGCCAUUGGUGCUUUCACGUUUUGAUAGGUGCUAUAGUUAGCGGUGUUUGUGGAGUGCCACCACCACCACCAUCCGCCUUGUUUUACCCUCCCCCCUUGUUAUGAGCAAGUGAAUAAGUGUCCAUGGGAGCCCUGUGUGUAUGGGCCCUGCUGCUGCUGCUACUGCUACUCCCACCACCACCGCCGCUGGUGUUCGCCUAUGGGCCGGAUGAAGAGCUGGGGCAGGAGCCGGACGACUCGGGCCGCGGUGGAGUUGGGAUCCUCGCUGGGGGCGGCAAGACGCCGAGCUCCAGCUCGUUGGUGAUCAUCAGCACACUGGACGGGCAGCUGACGGCCCUGGAUGCGGAGAGUGGCGGUGCGCUGCGCUGGCGUCUCGAUGCCGGUGCCGGCUCCUUGCUCGCAUCGAGCAUCAGCACCAACCAGGAUUUCCGCAAUGGGCAGCUCAUCAUCCCGUCGCUGGACGGUAGUUUGUUCCAGUGGGACGGCGACAGCAUGAAGGCGCUGCCCUUCACCGUGGAGUCUCUGCUCGACUCGUCAUCCCGUCUCGGUGACGAUGUCGUGCUCAUGGGCGGCAAGGCCAUCAGCACCUACGGCAUCCUGGCUGACACGGGCAAGUUGAAGUACAGCUGCACGUCGGCCGGCUGCCGCCCGUGGAAGGAGGACGAUCAGGUGGAUGCGGACGACCUCGUGUUGGUGCAGCGCGUGCAGAAGACUGUGCGUGCCGUCGCCCCACGCAGUGGCGCCGAGAAGUGGAAUUUCAGCGUGGGACAGUACGACAUCAUGUUCUACCGUGGCAACGAGGGGAACUUCCAGAAGGAGGAGGACAAGAGCCCUGACCCAGAGAAGCUGCUGCAGACCAUGGACGUGGCCCUCAAGGUGUCUGUGCCGGAUGGCAAGGUGCUGGCCUUCCGCAAGGCGGGUGCCCGCGAGGUGGUCUGGGAGCACAAGUUUUCAAGUCCCGUGGCGGCAGCGUGGCUUCUUAAAGAUGGCCAGGUGCUGCCCGUCAGUCUUUUCGACCGUGAGGUGGUGCCGGCUCUGGAGCCUGACGAGCGUGAGGAGGACGAGGAGGAUGAUGAGGAAGAGGACAUGGUGGAGGCAGCACGUGGCGUGGCCGAACCCAGCGUCUACCUUGGCAUGUACAGGGGACAGAUGUACAUCCAGUCUUCACUGACCAUGGCACAGAAGAUAGCACAGGUGGCCCAGAAGCACGCAUGGGACGGAGACCGCAACUCCAACGCUGUCAUCUCUGUGCCUAGGGUCAAGUGGAAACCAAUGCUGGCCACGGCCCCGUCCCUGACCCCCGCCAACGUGCCUUUUAACGAGCUGGAGCGACGCAUGAACGGGGGCGUUGCCGACCCGAGUGGCGAGUCGGCAGCUGGUGCCCUCUCAGUCAUCACCUCGUCCAAUAGGGGCGCUGUGGGAUUGCGUUUAGUUUUCACCACUGGAUAUGACGGCUUCUACUUCCUGCACACUUACGAGGCCAUGGACCAGGGAGCGGCAGCGGGACUGGUGGCUGACGGUCCCGACCCUGUGCCGGGCCGCGGUGUGCUGCGUCCGCCGCCCGCCCUCAUCGACUUCGAGGUGAAGCCGGAGCCGCCCGAGGCGUCGCUCCGUUCCAUGGAGGUCCUCGCCUCGUUGGUGCUCACCGUCGUGCUGGCUACCUGCGUCAUUAUCGUUUACUUCCGGAAUUCGCUUUCCACUAUCAGACGGAAACGUCAGUCGUCGGAGAGCGAGGCGCAGACCGACAGCGUGUGUGACAUCCUGACAAAGCAGCCAAACCACCCAGCCCAAGCGGAAGACAAUCUUACCACCUACGUCAGCAGGUACCUCACCGACUUCGAGCACGUGCAGUGCCUGGGGCGCGGAGGGUUCGGCGUCGUUUUCGAGGCCCGGAACAAAGUCGACGAUUGCCACUAUGCCAUCAAGAGGAUCCGCUUGCCCAACCGGAUACAAGCACGUGAGAAGGUGAUGCGUGAGGUGAAGGCUCUGGCAAAGCUGGAACACCAGGGCGUAGUUCGCUACUUCAACGCGUGGCUUGAGAUGCCGCCACAGGACUGGCAGGAGGAGAAGGACAAGCAGUGGAUCAGUGACUGCAGCAGUGAAUGGGUGCUCAGUUCUCAAAGCCCGGUGGAAUCGGAGAAGUUCCCUUCCCAUCUGCCACUGAGGCCCAUGCCACGGGAGAGCACUACCCUGUCGCGCUCGUGGAGUGAUUUCGACUUGCCUUCCAUCUCCUUCCUCGUUAACUCAUCAGCGGUCGACACGCAGGGCUCUCUGCUGUCCUCCGACCUCUCGUUCAUCACUGAGAAGUCGCCCGAACCACGAGAGUGCCAGGACGACAGCCUCCUCACAGAGUGCGAGGAGUCCGGGCCCACAUCGCAGGAUACGAGCCUUGUGAGGGGUGCGCAGCACACGGACGACUCGCUGGACAUUGUAUUUGAGGACUCGGGGUGCGGGGAGAAGUCCAGCAGGAAGAUGAAUUCUGGUGCAGCGGGGAACCCAGAGGAGUCCCACAUGCACAGCACCUCCACAGAUAGCUCUUCGACAGACUCCAACAAAGCGGCGACUCCUCCGGUCGAAACCGCGAGCACCAGCACAAGCUCCACGGCCACCCAGCCCAACAGGCCUACGUCGCUAUUGCUGAACGAAACGCACACGGCGCCGAUGCCGGCGAGGACGCACGUGGACGCGAGCACGGAGACAGGGCCGGUACCCCGGCUCUUCCUUUACAUCCAGAUGCAGCUGUGCCGUAAGGACAGCCUCAAGGAGUGGCUCAACAGCAGGACAAAUGCCGCCGAUCGCAGCCGCGCUGAGUGCCUGACCAUCUUCCAGCAGAUCGUCAACGCCGUGCAGUUCCUGCACGUCUCCGGCCUCAUGCACCGUGACCUGAAGCCAUCAAACAUCUUUUUCUCGCUGGAUGGAGUUGUGAAGAUCGGAGAUUUUGGGUUGGUAACGGGCACGGAGCACGAGGAGGAAGGGGCGGUGCUGACUCCCAUGCCGGGUCAUAUUCACCACACUGGCCAGGUCGGCACCAAGCUCUACAUGAGCCCCGAGCAGCUUGCUGGCAGAGCAUACUCUCAUAAGGUGGACAUAUUUUCUUUGGGCCUCAUUCUGUUUGAGCUGCUGUGUCCUUUUGGCACACAAAUGGAAAGAAUCAAGACACUUUCUGCUGCCAGAAAUCGCAUAUUCCCUGAUCCUUUUGUGACGAGCAAUGUGGAUGAGCACCAGCUGGUUGAGAGGUUGCUGGCUCAAGACCCGUCACUCAGGCCAGAGGCGGAGGAGAUAGCCCAGGCUGCACUGUUUGCAGAACUCGACCCGCCCAUAAUCCCCGUCAAUCGCCAGCAUUCCCGAACACACAGCCUCUCCGGCAUAAGAUUACGUUCCAACUCAUUUUCUAGUACAUAAGCGCUUUUGGUUGUUCUAUGUUGACCUGGGGUUGGUUAGAUUUUGUACAUUGUGUAUAAUAAUACAAAUUCAUACAUGCAGAAUUUUGUCUGUGCUUUUUUCUGGUUACAUUGAGUUACAAAAAAAUCAAAUUAUCUUAAUGUUUCACUGCUUAGUUUCCUGAUAAAUGUUAACAUUUUACUUGAAUCUUUUGCUGUUAAUAGGCCAGGACCAUUUAUAAAUACUGGCAGCUUGUCUGUUUACAUUUUUCUUUAAAAUCUAUUUUUUCCAUCCAGUAUGUUACCAAAACGAAUACAUUACAUGCUCAUUAUGGAGACAUGUACAAUGAUACUAUUUUGUUCAAUGUUAACUUUUCUAAGGCUACCUUUCAGAACAACUUAACUCUAUGGAUACCUCUAAAUUAAUGGAAUGCUCCACUAAUUGUCACCACCUAUACUAAAUAAUAAAGUUUUAAGAAUAAAUAGGUGUGACAAGUGUACGAUGAAAGUAAACCAUUUUAUUUAGGGAUGAUAACCUGUACAUAUGGCAUAUCAUUUGGUUAAAGCUGCAGGAAAUAACAUACAAUAAUUUCUACAGCUCCAACUUUAUACCCAUUUCAAGACCUGACUUGUAAUUCAAAAUAGAUGUUCAUGCAUAACAGUUUUUCAGUCCAUAUGGCAAUAGCACAAAACGUCCUCUAAGCAUUGGCAAAUGUAAAUGGUCUAUGUAACACGGAGGUACUGUUAAAUAAAUGUCCAAUACAAUGCAAAAAAGUCGUGCAAAAUCCAAAGCGCAUAUAUUGAAGGAUGAGCUAGAAAUAAAUCACAUGGAGUUGCUGUUGUUGGUGAUGAAGUAUUUUCAAAGAAAAAAUGAACCGGCACAGCAAAUAAACAAAUUUAAGUAACUCUGAACAACAGUGCAUAACAGUUAAUAGGCACAGGGAAGCCUAAGAAUGAGGUAAUGGUUCCUCCAGGAACCACAACAUGGUGGUAACUUGAACAAAAAUGAAUGUAACAAGGUGUGAAUGAUUUAUGAAAGCAAGAACAAGGGCUUGUAUUCAACAAAGUAACGAAAACCAUUAAUAUUUUUUUAUUUUACAGUAUUGCAAUGUUUGACGUGCACAAACUGUAAAAAAAAAUCAAAUCAAUGGUUUGUAUAUUUUGGUCUGUCUUUUAAAUAUAAAGUUUUAAAUGUAAAUUUUUAUGAGUUAUAGGUUAAAUCCAGAGCAAUGUUCUUUUGUGAAACCUGUAAAUUAAAUUAUUUUAGGCUUUGGAUAUUCUUUUUGUGGUUGACAUUUUAAGUGCAAUAUUUUAUGGUGACCAAAAUACCAUGUUAUUUUUAAACCGAUUAAAAUAAAAUGUCCACGAAAAAUAUUUUUGUUGACACCAAAUGA
Petromyzon marinus (sea lamprey) is the source of this 5550-nucleotide messenger RNA. RefSeq names its product eukaryotic translation initiation factor 2 alpha kinase 3 (gene EIF2AK3). Gene Ontology annotation, molecular function: eukaryotic translation initiation factor 2alpha kinase activity; protein binding; ATP binding. Lineage: Eukaryota; Metazoa; Chordata; Hyperoartia; Petromyzontiformes; Petromyzontidae. Gene Ontology annotation, cellular component: cytoplasm; nucleus. The record is from RefSeq and is a predicted model, not a curated record. Gene Ontology annotation, biological process: eiF2alpha phosphorylation in response to endoplasmic reticulum stress.